Messenger RNA from Pogona vitticeps (central bearded dragon), 1899 nucleotides. NCBI's taxonomy places the organism in Eukaryota, Metazoa, Chordata, Lepidosauria, Squamata, Agamidae. The record is from RefSeq and is a predicted model, not a curated record.
AAAUAUCAACCUCAAGUUUCACUCCUUUUUCACCUUUUUAGAACUUCUCAGGUCUCAUGAGGCAAUAUCAGUUUGGCUUCUCCUCAGUCACACAGCUGGCCAUCACCAUACACAAUUUGGACACCCGGGACACUCUACAGAGGGAAUUUGCAGAUUUCAUCAAAGAGCAGGAGCUCCUCUCACGCCCCAUGGUUGCAGGCCUGCGAGUGACUCCGAGCUCCAUGACAAAGCGCGUCCUAGAAAAGCAGCGGGAGCUGGUCCGACAGUGUGAGAUGGCGUUGCAGGGCGAUGAACUGGAUAGGACCAAUGUUACUUCACUACUAGAAUCUCACCUGCAGGCUGACACGAAAGAUUUCCUAGAGCGCUACAGCCAUCGAUACAAAUCCCACGCCCUCAAAGCUGGGAUAGCCAUCGGGGUAGGCGCUGUGGGAUUAGCCGGAGGGGCCGUUGGAGCUGGUGUUGCAGCGGCCAUGUUGGCUGCAGAAGCCAUUGUGCUGAGCACUGGUACGGCCGCUACCUUUGCCAUUGGGACUAUGGCCGGGGCGGGCACCUUUGCACUCGUUGGAGGAGGAGUGGGGGCUGGUUUAGGGAGCAGUAUAGGGGAGCGUAGGGCUCGUGAGGCUGAGAAUGUGGCUGAACCUGACUGUGAGAAUGAAGAAGCAGAGGAUGAUCUCUCCGAUGAGAGGUGUCUUCUUCGCCAGUAGGUCACACCUUAAGAGUUGACAACAGACCAGGGCCUGUGGCCUAGUUUCCUCUGCAGGAAAGAUGGUAGGAUAACAGUCUAAUGCCAGCUUCUGUUAUCAUGGAUCCCAGAGGUGAGGAAACAGAAGAGGAGUGAUUCUCUCUGUCUCAUGAACCAUGAAGGCUUGAUCUCCCCAUAUCUAUAGUGGUUGGCUAUGGGAGAGCAACACGGGGGCAAACUCAAGCGAUACAAAUUCCCUGGUGGUGAGUGAAGGCAAAGUAAUAAGGCCAUCUGAUGCUAGGGUGAUGUGUUGACCUCUAGUGGAAUAAAAAGGGAAUAGAAUUUAUGCCCUGUCUUCCUUUUGGUUUCCUUCUUUCCCAGGGGUAAGUGACUCAAACAGCUAGCCCUUCAAGAGUCUUCCUUCCUUCCUCAGGUGAGAAGUCAUUCCCCCCCCCUCCGAACUGCUCCAAGACUGUAAGCAGAGUUGAUGGGGAAAUAGGGUCCUCCCUCUUUCUGUACCACUAAGCAGUGUUAGGGAAGAAGGUUUAUCUUUAGCACCAGUUUGUGGUAGAAACGAAGUUUGUGCCACCCUCUUUGGCUGCGCAGUACAUUCUACGAUAAGGAACCACGGAGUGGCUCAAAAUAGAACAUUAUGGGAUGUACAACAGUUUCAAACUGAAGAGGAGCUUUACAACAGAUAUUUCUAUAUUCUGCAAAAAAAGAGGAAUAAAGUAUAUAAGAUGUGUCCCCCGCCCCACCCCAUAGAGUUGACCAGUACUCUUCUCUCUCUCUGCAGGAUGUUUCUGAAGGUCAGUGCCAUCCAAACAUUACAGUAGUUCAUUAGGUUAAUUAAUUCAGGGUCGUGUUAAUGUAGUUUCUCAGGUGUACCAUGUGGGGUAAAUGAGGGAUGCAGUUCCAGAUUCACCUGGGCCACAGCAAAGGCUGCUGGGAAAUUUCCAUUCCCUCGUAGGAACAAAGCCUCUCCUCACAUGCUCAGGGAACCCUUUCUUAGCCAUUUCAAGUUGUUUGUUCAACAUGCCCAGGAGCAGGGUGAAAUCUUCCAGGAUGCUCCAGCGAAUUAUUGUCAGGAAAAAAAUGUAUUAAUGUUCUGUACAUUAUAUCAAAGUGCCUUGACUUUUGCGGCUGCUUAUUCCUUGUUUCUACCCAUCCAACAUCUCUUUGGGUCGUCUUUCAGAAAAUAGAGUUAUUUAUUUCAA